Molecule: messenger RNA, 1220 nt
Organism: Drosophila elegans
Lineage: Eukaryota; Metazoa; Arthropoda; Insecta; Diptera; Drosophilidae
Gene: beg
Product: probable malonyl-CoA-acyl carrier protein transacylase, mitochondrial
Exons: 1
Coding region: 43-1182 (379 amino acids)
Molecular function (GO): transferase activity
Source: RefSeq, a predicted model, not a curated record
CAAUCAGCUGUUUUGUGCCGCAUAAUCCAAUCCCUUACAAAAAUGUUGGCUGCCCGCAGAUUACUACGCAAAGCUCGGAUAUCCGGCGCCCUAAGCUGGUCACGAUGGAGCAGCGAUGCCGCCAAGGCCACCACAGAAGCCUCCACAUUAGAGGGCAACGCGGAGAAGCGCCAGCAGCUGCUCAACGAACUGGCGGAACCACUGGACCAGCGGAGUCGUCCCGCCAUUGAUCCCAAAGAGACGACCGUGAUGCUGUUCCCCGGCCAGGGCACCCAGUACGUGGGCAUGGGCAAGGAGCUGCUCCGAUUCCCAGGCGCCCGCCGCAUCUUCGAGCUGGCCAACGAGGUGCUGAAGUACGAUCUCCUCAAGCUCUGCUUGGAGGGACCACGUGACAAGCUCAAUCGCACGGAGCACGCCCAGCUGGCCGUGAUGGUCUCCUCGCUGGCGGCCCUGGAGCAGUUGCGCGAGGAGCGGCCCAAGGCCAUCGAGACGUGUGUGGCCGCCGCCGGCUUCAGUCUGGGCGAGAUCACGGCCCUGGUGUACGCGGAUGCCCUGCCCUUCGACAAAGCCCUGCGCCUGGUCCAGGUGCGGGCCACUGCCAUGCAGGCGGCCUGCGACCAGGCAGUCGGCGCCAUGGCCAUGACGCUCUACGGACCGGACACCAAUCUUGGCGAGGCCUGUGCCCGUGCACAGCAGUGGUGCUUGGACAAGGGCGUGGAAGCGCCCUACUGCGGCAUCGCCAACUACAUGUAUCCGCACUGCAAGGUGGUGGCCGGCAAUGUGGAGGCCCUCGAGUUCCUGGAGCAAAACGCCAAGGCGCUCAAGAUCCGGCGGAUGAAGAGACUGGCCGUGAGCGGCGCCUUCCACACCCCGCUGAUGCAGAGUGCCGUGGAGCCCUUUGCCAAGGCUUUGAAAUCGGUGCGCCUGCAGGAUCCCGUCAUCAGAGUGUACUCCAAUGUGGAUGGCAAACCCUAUCGCCAUGCCAAGCACAUCCUCGGCCAGCUGCCCAAGCAAAUCGUGCGGCCCGUCAAGUGGGAGCAGACCCUCCACGAGAUGUACGAGCGCAAGCAGGGCGUCGACUUUCCACGCACCUUCGAGUGCGGCCCUGGCAAAGGACUCGUUCAGGUCCUCGAAAAAGUGAACGCCAAGGCCGCUCAAUCCAGCUUGAAUGUCGCAGCCUAAACAACCCCACAUAAAUCUUCUGUUUGUUUUUAUAAAAA